Pungitius pungitius (ninespine stickleback) is the source of this 828-nucleotide messenger RNA. It is a transcript of the gene tmem256, whose product is annotated as transmembrane protein 256. Gene Ontology annotation, cellular component: membrane. NCBI's taxonomy places the organism in Eukaryota, Metazoa, Chordata, Actinopteri, Perciformes, Gasterosteidae. The transcript is spliced from 4 exons. The record is from RefSeq and is a predicted model, not a curated record. Bases 50 to 394 code for a protein of 114 amino acids.
AUAGGUCCGCGAAGGCACCAUUGCCGUCACUCUCCGCCUGCCUGCGAAAAUGGCUGCGGCUGUUGUUGUCCGCAGGUUAGCGGCUCUAUCGGGGGCUUCGGCAGUGGCAGCAGGGGCAUACGGGGCUCACGGUUUCAAAAACAGUGACCCUGAUGACUACCAGAGAGUGCUAUUUGAAACUGCCAACAAGUACCAUUUCUACCACAGCCUGGCCCUGCUGGGUGCUGCCCACUCCAAAAAACCUGCUGUGGCGGGCACCCUGCUGAUAGCAGGCAUGGGGAUGUUCUGUGGCUCCCUGUAUCACCAGGCCAUGACAGGGGACCCUGGUCUGCGAAAGGUGGCUCCCAUCGGGGGCAUGGCCAUGAUCGUCGGCUGGCUGGCUCUGAUUCUCUGAGCUGUGACCGCCUCCCUCCCCCCCCACCCCCCCCACCCUUCAGAGGCGGCCCCCCUACGUGACACUAAAUGGAGGAACUGGAGACCUUGUGAGAGUUGGCUCAGAGACUGAGAGUUAUGUCACUGAUCCAAGCCCCGCCCUGUCCUGGGUGGAGGGUGUCAGCGGGAGAUAAAGUCACAGCAGGAUUAUCACUUUUCUACCAUCGCUGUCUGUUUGGGAUUGCUGUCGCCGCGCUUAAACUGAAUAGUUUUUAUGGCAGGUGAAUUGUCUUCUGGGAAGGAAACCCUGGUAGAUCUUUUGGUUUAUUUAAUUUUUUUGCUAUAUUGCCUCUUACUGCAGUAAAUGCCGUUUAUACAUUCGAGGUAUGGGAAAUAAAUAAAAUAAAGGAAUGUGAAGGAUUUACUAAUGAAAUAAACAUUUUUUUUUUCCUACGU